Molecule: messenger RNA, 1709 nt
Organism: Microplitis demolitor
Lineage: Eukaryota; Metazoa; Arthropoda; Insecta; Hymenoptera; Braconidae
Gene: Sec61alpha
Product: protein transport protein Sec61 subunit alpha
Exons: 7
Coding region: 228-1658 (476 amino acids)
Biological process (GO): post-translational protein targeting to membrane, translocation; SRP-dependent cotranslational protein targeting to membrane, translocation
Cellular component (GO): membrane; Sec61 translocon complex
Molecular function (GO): ribosome binding; signal sequence receptor activity; transmembrane protein transporter activity
Source: RefSeq, a predicted model, not a curated record
UACGUGUCGUAUAAGUGAGCCACGAUUCGUUGGUUCUCACUUGCCAGCCGAGCGUUUUCAUCAUUUUAGUGGAGAUUAUUCAGCCGCACACGAUACCGUACAUACGAGUGUCUCCAGCUAAAGUUUAACAUACUUUAACUUGGCAUUUGACGUUAAAAUAAUUAUUUAAAAGUGUUUAUAAAGUGUCCCAUAGUGUCGGCAAACAUUUACCAAAACACGGAUUCACUAUGGGGAUUAAAUUUUUGGAGGUGAUAAAACCGUUCUGCAGCAUUCUGCCGGAAAUAGCGAAGCCACAGAGAAAAAUUCAAUUUAGAGAGAAAGUACUAUGGACUGCUAUCACACUUUUUAUCUUUCUCGUGUGCUGUCAAAUCCCACUUUUUGGUAUCAUGUCUUCAGACAGUGCGGAUCCUUUCUACUGGAUACGUGUUAUCUUGGCUUCAAACAGAGGUACAUUGAUGGAGUUGGGUAUUUCUCCAAUUGUAACUUCUGGUUUGAUAAUGCAGUUGCUCGCUGGAGCUAAAAUAAUUGAAGUGGGUGAUACGCCAAAAGACCGAGCACUCUUCAACGGAGCGCAAAAGUUAUUUGGUAUGGUAAUUACUGUUGGACAAGCAAUUGUUUAUGUUAUGACCGGAAUGUAUGGAGAUCCAGCUGAAAUAGGAGCAGGAGUGUGUCUGUUGAUCAUCAUCCAGCUCUUCGUUGCCGGUUUGAUUGUACUGUUGUUGGAUGAACUUCUCCAGAAGGGGUACGGUCUUGGAAGUGGUAUUUCACUUUUCAUUGCCACGAAUAUUUGUGAAACAAUCGUCUGGAAAGCGUUUUCUCCUGCUACUGUCAACACUGGCCGUGGUACCGAGUUCGAGGGUGCGGUCAUUGCAUUGUUCCAUCUAUUGGCAACCAGACAAGACAAAGUACGAGCAUUGAGAGAAGCUUUCUACCGCCAGAAUCUUCCCAAUCUCAUGAAUUUACUCGCUACUAUUUUGGUAUUUGCCAUAGUCAUAUACUUCCAGGGCUUCCGAGUUGAUUUGCCAAUCAAAUCAACCAGGUAUCGUGGUCAAUAUAGUAGCUAUCCGAUAAAACUUUUCUACACAAGUAAUAUUCCGAUUAUUCUCCAAUCUGCUUUGGUCUCCAAUCUCUAUGUCAUCUCUCAAAUGUUAGCCGUUAAAUUCCAAGGAAAUAUUAUCGUUAAUUUGUUGGGAGUGUGGUCUGAUGUUGGCGGCGGCGGUCCAGCGAGAUCUUAUCCUGUGGGUGGUCUCUGUUAUUAUUUAUCGCCGCCUGAGUCCGUUGGACACAUUGUCCAAGAUCCUGUCCACGCAUUCCUUUACAUUCUCUUCAUGUUGGGCUCAUGUGCUUUCUUCUCCAAGACAUGGAUUGAAGUAUCUGGAAGCUCUGCUAAAGAUGUCGCUAAACAACUCAAAGAACAACAGAUGGUAAUGAGAGGACACCGUGACAACUCGAUGAUUCACGAAUUAAAUCGUUACAUUCCAACUGCCGCUGCAUUUGGUGGUCUCUGUAUCGGAGCACUUUCUGUUCUUGCUGAUUUCUUAGGAGCCAUUGGUUCGGGUACUGGUAUUCUUCUUGCAGUAACAAUAAUCUACCAGUACUUCGAAAUAUUUGUGAAAGAGCAGAGUGAAAUGGGUGGAAUGAGCACGCUAUUGUUCUAAAUAUAAUUAACAUAGACUUUAAAGUAAAAGAAUUUUUUUUUUUUUUUUUUU